AUGGGUUUGAUAGCAGAAAGUUUCAUCGAUAUUAAACCGGAUCCAGCAUUGCUGGAUGCUAAUUUUGAUGGUUAUAAGCUCUCGCUUGAUCCUUUUCCUAUUUACAGCUAUCCCCUAGAAGUUCCAGUGCGUGAGUUGCAAACAAGCAAUAUUCAAUAUGGAUUCGAGCAUAUCAAACUGUUUAGCGAUAUCAAUUAUCUAACAUACGAUCCUCAUGCAUCCGAUUCUGGACAUAGGCGAUUCGUGACUGUUUUGCAGGACCUUCACUUAUGCUUGAUCACUUUUGAUAUUCAGACAAAGAAAUUCUCAGUUAGCAACAAUCAUACAGUCAUUACUAUACCACAUGAUGAAGAAGAAAUACAAGAUCGAUACCCAAUCACAAUAUCGUUUCCGAAUGCUAACCAUGCCUUUGUAUCUAAUGGCUUUGGUCGUCUGACAAUGUAUAUUACGGGUGACCGGCACAAUGCGGCAGCUUGGGAGGAAUGUUUAAGUGUCGAGCCGCUUAUUGUUGAUGGUAAAGUAAGCUCAUUUAUUAUUAUUGAAAGCCGUUAUAUGGAAAAUAAAUUCGACGUAUUAUUACGAUCUGUUGUAUCCAGCAAUAAAUCUUCAAAUCAAGGGAAUUUUUCAAACAAAAUAGUCUGGUUAACCGUUAUCAGGGAAGUUGAAAAAAUGAAGAUAACGGAGAUUCGCAGCAUCAUAUGCACUGGUCACACUGAAAUGGUCACAUUCGACAAAUUACCUGAAAGCUUAAUUGUUGUUAGUACUGGAGAUCUAAGUUUCUGUUUGAAUGGAGCAAAUAUAUCGGAUACUGCAGAUCACGAAAUGAAGAAAGAAUAUGGUGUUGAAGCUGCAAAGCCAACGAAGAAAAGAUAUGCUUGGUCUCAAACAGGAACUGAUGUGACAGCAGUAUUUACUUGUGAUGAGACAAUUUCAAAAAAAGAUGUUUCCUUAUCGCUGAGUGCGACAUCUAUUCAUUUUUCAGUGAAAGGUAUAAUACUUAUCGGUGGAAUUCUUGGUGGCUCAGUUGAUCCAGCGUCAUCAACUUACACUAUCGAUGAUAAUAAAUUAGAACUCUUUCUGGCUAAAAGUGAAGGUGGUUUAACUAAUUGGUCGGAAUUGGUGCUGAGUGACGAUCAAGGCGUUUAUGAAAUUGAUCCUGAAUCAUUGAGUAUUACUUCGGAGAUACUGGAGCGCUUCACAUCCGAAUCACAGGCUCUUAGUAAUGGCGGAGUUGAUCAAAAUUUCAACAUCGAACAAAUGGAAGAUUGUGAUAUCAGUACGGAUGACAUUUGCAAAAUUCGUUGGUUGAAUUGUGCAUCACAAAAGUUAGAGUAUGAGAGUGAUAUAACAACACACAAUAUCUUGUUUUCUGUAUAUUUGGAUUUUGGACCACGUUUUCUUUGUAUCCGCAUGGACGUUGAUGGUAUUUUAUGGAAAUUUACGGAAGAAAGCAGAAAAGUUCAACAUCACGCAACAUUCAAUGCAUUCGGAUACGUUCAGGCGUCUAAAACGCAGCGAAAAUUCAGCACCUGCCCAGCUGAUUGCUCUUAUGCGGUUAUUGUUGAAGGAAAACGACAUGCAUUUAUUUAUUGGCAACCAUCAACAAUAACUUCGGAUUUGCGGAAUCGGAAAACAGGCCGUCGAGUUGCUGGAGUUGCUAAGCAGCAGCUGAUAUCUUUAUCUAAAUCUUCUGAAUUUUGCGAUGCUAACGCUGUCACGGAGAAUAUUGCUGGCAUUCAUGCUGAUAAUGAAUUUCUUUUUAUUUUAACUACUACCGAUAUUUUCGCUGUGCUUUUAAAAGAUCCUCAGUUAUAA
Messenger RNA from Cercopithifilaria johnstoni, 1815 nucleotides. The record is from the annotation of a GenBank genome assembly. NCBI's taxonomy places the organism in Eukaryota, Metazoa, Nematoda, Chromadorea, Rhabditida, Onchocercidae.